Molecule: messenger RNA, 3043 nt
Organism: Erythranthe guttata (spotted monkey flower)
Lineage: Eukaryota; Viridiplantae; Streptophyta; Magnoliopsida; Lamiales; Phrymaceae
Product: beta-glucosidase 11-like
Biological process (GO): carbohydrate metabolic process
Molecular function (GO): beta-glucosidase activity
Source: RefSeq, a predicted model, not a curated record
UAUGCAUGUGGGAAGUACGAGGGAGCAGCAUUUGAUGAUGGCAGAACUCCUAGCAUUUGGGACACCUUUUCUCAUUCUGGUCGUACAAUGGGGGCCACCGGAGACAUAGCAUGCGAUGGAUAUCACAAAUAUAAGGUCUCUAACCCUUCAACACACAAACACACACACACACAUAUAUACAUAUAUUAUAUGACAAUGAAGUUUUUUGUCAAACUAAUGGUCGACACGAGCCUUGAGGCGUUCAGAAUCUCUAUAUCGUGGUCAAGACUCAUUCCGUAUGGAAGAGGACCUAUCAACUCAAAGGGGUUACAGUUCUACAAUAAUCUGAUUAACGAACUUAUCAGCAACGGAAUUCAACCACAUGUUACAUUAAGCCAUCUUGAUCUUCCACAAGCACUCGAGGACGAGUACGGUGGAUGGCUUAGUCCAAAGAUUGUGAAGGACUUUUCGGAGUACGCGGAUGUGUGCUUUAAGGAAUUUGGAGACAGGGUUUUGUAUUGGACAACACUGAACGAGGUAAACAUAGCUGCCUUAGGAGGCUACGAUGAAGGAAUAGCGGUACCUGGCCGCUGUUCCGAUCGAACUAGAUGUGCUGAGGGUGACUCCACAACUGGGCCAUACACAGUUGUUCAUAACAUGCUGCUUGCGCAUUCAGCCGUUACUAAACUGUACAGACAAAAGUACAAGAGUACUCAAAAGGGCAAAGUGGGAGUGAACAUAUACACGUUCGGAUUAUUACCGUACACAAACUCAACAGAAGACGUGAUGGCAACUGAAAGAGCUAAAGAAUUUUAUAUAGGCUGGAUAAUGAAUCCCCUGGUGUUUGGAGACUAUCCCGAUGAAUUAAAGAAACGAGCGGAAUCGAGGAUUCCGUCUUUCACGAAAGAGGAGUCGGAGCAAAUAAAGGGUUCGUUUGACUUUAUAGGAAUGAACCAUUACAUUACAGUAUUCAUCAAGGAUGAUCCCACCAUGAUGAGCGAUAUGAAGGAAUUUUACGCUGACCUGGCAGUCGAACUUAUAAUUGAAAGGGGUGGUGCACCUGUAGAUCAGUAUCCUGUGCUGCCUUCGGGUCUAAAGGCAAUGCUGGAGUAUCUAAAACAAGUUUACGGAAAUCCACCUAUUUAUAUCCAAGAAAACGGCCAGAUGACACGGCGCAAUGGGACUCUAAAUGACACUACAAGAGUGGAAUAUCUACAGGCUUACAUCGGCGCUGUACUUGAGGCAGUAAGGUUUCGAUCCGAUGGUGGAGAAUAACUUGGUGGGAAAUUCAUUGGUUGAGAUGAAGGAAAUGCAAAAGUGAAAUAUGAAAGGUCAGUGUAAAUCCGAAAAGGCAAAAAAGUAAAAUCUGCAAAAGAUAAAAGUAAAAUUUCAAUUCAAAAGUUUGUAUAGUCGUUAUGAACACCAUUUCUCAAUCAAGUCAUGUAAAUGUUGUCUGCAAUCUGUGAGACAAAAUAUGUGGUGAAAGAAAAUAAUUCUGAACAAAAAAGAAAAGGAAAAAAAAAGACAUGAUAAUUAAUAUUAUAUGUCACCUAGCGAUUUGUUCUCCAUAUUACGUCUACAGAUAAUUUUAUUUAUGGUCUUGUCUUCCCUAUUUAAAUGUGUUUCAAUCAAUAAAAUAUUUCAUCAUUAAUAUAUCCAUUUGAUCAUUUUACGAGCAAAAUAUUUUCAUAAUGAAUUAUGGUUCGAGUUCUAAUCAAUUUGAUUGGGUUGCGUAUAAUGAGCAAAUACUUGAAGAAGACAACGAAGCAGGUACACUUGCUCAUCUACACUAUGAUUGUACACGGUGGCUCUGUUCUUGGACGCAAAUAUAAACCUCGCGACUGAAAAGGUAAACUCGAACAACUCAUGAAUGAUUAUUUCGUUGACAACCCUGUUUUUCAUGCUGAUGAUUUCAGACGCCAGUUCGGAAUGAAACGUCAUUUACUAUUACGUUUGGUUGAGGAUUGCGAGCACUCGAAUCCAUAUUUUCAAAGAAAACUUGAUAGGCACAAAUUAGGAUUCUCAUCGCUCCAAAAGGUUACAAUUAUGCGAAUGUUGGUUUACGCAUACUCUGAUGCAAUUGACGAAACAUUCCAUAUGGUAGAGACAACUGCAACCGAGACCUUGCGCGAAUUUUGCAAAACAAUUUUGCGGUUGUAUAAAGAUGAGUACGUUCGUGCUCCGACAAACGCAGAUCUAACAAGGCUACUUGACAAAGCGGAAUGACGCGGGUUCCCUGGAAUGAUGGGUUCACUAGACUGUAUCCACUGGAUAUGGAAAAAUUGUCCAACUGCAUGGCAUGGGAGCUUUUGGGGGAGAAAACAUAAACCCACAAUUAUUCUCGAAGCAGUGGCUUCAUCUGACACUUGGAUAUGGCAUGCAUUCUUUGGCGUACCUGGUUCACAAAACGAUAUCACUGUCUUGGGUCGUUCACCCUUGUUCGACAACCUUGUUUAGGGAAUUUCCCCAAGAGUCACUAUUAGGUAAAUGAAAAAGAUCACUGCAUGGCGUACCAUCCUACUGAUGACAUAUACCCGAAAUGGGGUACGUUAAUUCAAUCCAUUAAGCAGCCGAUAACACAUCAAGAACAGUUGUUCUAAAAAAUGCAAGAAAUAUACCGCAAGGAUGUUGAACGAGCUUUUAGAAUUCUUCAAGCCCGAUUUGCCAUAGUGAAGCAGCCUGGAAGAGAGUGGUAUCCGAAAUACCUAAGAAAUAUUAUGAUGACAUGUAUCGUCUCCACAAUGUGAUUGUGGAUGACGAAAGAGAUGAAUACGUUGAUGCUGAGUCAGAUGACGAUGACAACAACCCAGCCACAUAUCAGAGAGCUCGUGCCAACAGUUAUGAUAGAAACGAGGAAUUAGAUUUAAACCCAAGAACAAGCGGAAUAUCUAUAAGUGAUUAUAUAAGACGUCGUCACACAAUCCGAUCGGUUGAAGUAAAUCGUAACAUUCAGCGUGAUUUAAUAGCUCAUGUGUAGGCAAGACACAAUGGAAAUAUGUAAUAAUUUUACUUAAGUUUUUAUUACGAAUUAAGUGUUUGGUUUUAUUAAAAUUAUGUUGUUAUU